AUGGCCUCAACAGACAAAGUGCUCGGUAAAUGUCUCAGGCAGUGGAAAACAGAUCAUGUUGUCACGAAUGGCGGGCGUCGGAGGAGUGGGAAUCAGGAGCACUCCCCUUCAAGCGAACUCUACAAGAGGAAAGAGAUCGAUGUGAAAUACAACAUUUUUGUUUCAGUUGAAAGCUCCUUCAACUACUGCAAUUUCACUUUUGGAACAAAUAAUUUGCAGAAACCAGUCCAACAAUCAAUCAAGGUUACAAAUAGCAUCAGAGCAUUUAAUUUCACUGUGGUGAUCAGGGUUCCUGUAAAGCUCGGUAACAAAGAUAUUUGGGUGGAUUUGAGCAGUCUGCAGAUUGCAGACUGUCAACGAGACAAAGAUGAAGAACCUGUUGUCACUGAUAUUGUUGCUCAGACAAAGGAAAAGAAAUUAGUGGACUGCUCUGUAGCCAAGUGCAGAGUGUUUAGGUGCAGCCGGUUCAUGGGAAGAAAGGAGAGUAAGACGUAUACAAUCUCUGCCAACCUUAGUUCAGCAUGGAUAGAGCAGAUUGGACUUCCAUCUGCCAAAUUCCUCUUAACCAGCUCGGCCAGUCUGGAGUACGACAGAGACCAGUACAUCUUCUUCUCAGUAGCAACUAAUAACAACCCACCUGUUCACAAAAUUGAGACAGAGGUAGAAGUGUUUCCUGUACCAGAUUUCACCAAAGAGAUUGUAGGAGGUUCUCUGGGAGGGUUGGCUUUUCUAGCUUUACUCACUGCUGGUCUGUAUAAGGCUGGAUUUUUUUAGAGCAAAUACAAGGACAUGAUUAAUGAAAAUACAGAUGGAGCAGCAGAUGGACAAGCUGUUGGAGGUGCACCCACAGGAGAAUAAAAAUCUAACUAAUUCUAGAUUUAAGUGACACCAGCUGUUUCCUGAAUCCAGUACUGGACAUUUGUAAUAUUGGCCUGUUGCUGCAGCUGAACACCAAACAAAACCAGCCCAUCUUACCAUUUCUGGAAGUUUUUAUGAUAGAAAUAUCUAUAGCAACACUCUUUUCAGUUAUCAGUGAAAC
Molecule: messenger RNA, 1039 nt
Organism: Melanotaenia boesemani (Boeseman's rainbowfish)
Lineage: Eukaryota; Metazoa; Chordata; Actinopteri; Atheriniformes; Melanotaeniidae
Product: integrin alpha-M-like
Exons: 9
Coding region: 1-774 (257 amino acids)
Biological process (GO): cell-matrix adhesion; integrin-mediated signaling pathway; cell-cell adhesion
Cellular component (GO): integrin complex; external side of plasma membrane
Molecular function (GO): integrin binding
Source: RefSeq, a predicted model, not a curated record